UCGUAUGUGGACAUUGUAAUUGUCUAGGACUGAGGACCCUAUAGUGUGUAGAUUUGUUUCUAGUCAUUACAGUGGUGCAGGGUGGACGCAUCUAUAUAGCAAUUAUAAUGGUCUAUGAUAGUGGGCAUUUUAUAGGCACAACAGUGCUCAAGGGUCGAGGCUUAUAUCUGUAAAUAUGCAUAGAGGGUUCUAUAAUGGUAGUAUAAUAGACAUGGAUAGAGAUGUUUUUCCAGCAUAGAGACACGAGUAUGUACAGGCUGUAUUAUAAGCAUGGACAAGUGUGUGUGUGCAUGCGUGUGUUGUUAGUGUGUAGUCUCCAUUUUUGCAUGUAAACAAACCCACAAGCUUAGCAGAGCCAAUAACAAAGGGGUAUCAAGAAGCAAAAGUUUCUUAAAAAGGGCUAAGAUUUUAAACACCAGGCCUACUUCCUUUCACAUUAGUUUUUCUUUCCAAUAUUGAAUAAGUGCUGCAAUUUGUUUGCUUGCUUGCCUGGUCCCCCUGCUAUGCUAAUUCAGUAUGUUGAUAUAGAAUGACAGAAUUAAAUUUCUCACUCUCUUUUGGGCUUCUGCAUGUUGAACUUUGGAAAAUGUACAGGUGGAAACACAAGACACUUUGUUAUACUCCACACCUAUUACGCAAACUGUCUUUUAAUUUUAAUUAUUACUUUUCUUUAUUUUCAGGCAGAUGCAAGAAGCCAAAUGAUGACUAACAUGAGAGGUAUAAUAGUGUACAUAUUAAUUUGUUACUUAUCAACAAUUGCGGCAUCUACUCCAACGACGCCGUCACCACACCACACGACAGUAUUGGAUUCGGCUGCUCAUAAUGAUACCACUGCCUCUAUCCAAGCGAACCCUCUGCAACAGCAACAAGCCAGGAAGUCUGCUCGUAAUUUCCAACCAUCAAUACCCACUUCCACCUCAACGUACCCAUAUGAUACAGCAAAAAGGAAACUGAGUUACUCACCUCCUGAUUACCAUCUCUCUCCCAUUGCCAGUAAUUUUUACAGUGGUAACCAUGCUUUCGUGUACAAUACGUACAGCGACAAAGGAAAACAAUCAAUGUAUUUACCCCCAGCAGCUCCAGCCACAGAUAACAAUAUGCAAGGAAAAGCAAGUGCAAAGUACUCAUCUGUGACAGGUGCAUCUGCAGGAAAUUUGCCGACAACCGCCAAGAUAGACAGAAGUCAAGAUGAUCGAGAAGGUCUGAUGCAGGACUACUUCACACAAAACAGUGGCAGCAGCGUACCGCUUGUUUCCCCUAACUCGAGACACGGAUAUGGUCAUUAUGAUGAACAUGGGGAUUAUGGAACAUUUGGAGAUGAUGAUGACUACGAUGGCGGGCAUCAUUAUUCACCCGACCUCUAUUCUCAUCAUCACCAUGGCCACCAUCAUCACCAUCCUACCCACCAUUACCCACCACCUGCGAUAUACUACCCCGCUCACUCAUAUCAUGACAAACAUGAGGAGUAUUCUAAACUGGGAAUACUGGCCAUUGUGAAAAUUGUUUUGGCAAAGUUGAAAGCUCUGGGCUUAGUCAAAAUUAUCCUUAUACUUCUUGCCAAAAUACCACUGAUUUUUCUUAAAAUAGCAAUUAAAUUCUUUUUCCUCUUCAAAGCUGUGAAGUUAUUCAAGCUGUUGACAUUCUCAGCAUUGUUUCCAUUAAUUCUGAUACCUUUAAUCCCUCUCCUGUUAUUGCCAUUACUGUUUCUUCCCCUGGCACCACUGGCACUUAUUCCUCUGCUUCUUCCUCUCAUUCUACCCUUUCUACUUAUGAUGCCUGUUCCUGUGAUGAAUAAUACGCCACCAGACAUGUUACACAACAAAAAUAAGAAAACAGCGUCCUCGAGGCGCAGAAGGGAUGCUGUCAAGCAGGUGGAUCCUGACACUGGAAGAGUGUGGAGACAAUUGGAUGCAAGUCAUGAUUUUCUGGCACUAACACAGCGUGUGCUUGAAUCUCAGCAGUGCUUGGAGAGACUAUCUUGCAAGAUGGCUGCCAAACAUGAUUCCACGACAUAUACCAAAGUCAUAUUGUGGUUACUUGAGAAGUUUCGCAUGUUGGCGCCAUCGAGGAUACGAGACAGACUGGGAUCCUACAUUGAAGCCUACAAGUCAGGUGCAAAGAAGCCCAAGACAUGCAUCGAGAUGUACUUGUGUGACAAACCAAAGUAUAUGAUGGCACAGGCUGACACUUUUUAUAAUUUGCUCUGACAAAGGGAUCUAUAUUUCACAAUUGAAUAAAUACAUGAAAAAUUAUAAUUAUAGCACAUAAUUAUGUGGUGAACACUGUUUGGCCUAGUUCCCAGUUAGUUGCUCAAUGUAAAUUAGAAUCAGGUCAAAAGUGCAGAAGAAAAUGACAACUCAUGAUUGCCAACCACUAUCUUGUCAGCCAAACUGUUUGUGUUAUGUAUGUCAAGUUUUGUAUUUGAAACAGCAACUGGAUUCAGCAACUGCUGCAGUCAUUUUUAUGUCAUUUAAAUUAACUACAGAAAAAUUAAAUUAUAUGCUCAGGGUAAAACCAAGUAAGACUAGUACAAAGUAGACUUCGGAUACGAGUUUACUUAAGAUGUCUGUGUAGUCUUUGUGGUGAAAUAAGGUAAUAAAAAGAAAUGACAUUCCUAUAACAUUUACAGGUGUAACAAAGGCAGUAGGAAUUAUUAUAUCCUCAGAUUUAUACUUAAUGGUUAUUUUCCUUUUGGAUUCACUCAGAUCAAUUAAUUUAUUUUGGAUGAAAAAUUACAAUAGUGUUUAUGUAUAUAAGCGUGAUUGCUUCAUACUUUCUUGGCCACUUAAAGAAUUGUUACCAAAUUCACAAAAGAGGCUUAAAGGGAAGGAUGAGAUUCUUUCCCACAUUAAAAUUGUUUAAUAAUUUUUUAAACUAAUGUUUCACACCUUCACCUGAAUGUGAUGCUUUCAAGAAUAUAACAACCAAAUAUAAGGAGGGAAGAGUAAUCUUUUGUUUUUCUUUUUUUGAAAUAAUUUUUGACAUGUUUACCACAAAUGGUUCACCUAAAUUAUAAGGUGAUAUUAUAGAUUUUCUCCCCUGAGGAUAAAUUCAUUUGAAUGUUCCAUUACCACCCAUCCCUUGUCCAUAGCUUUCAUUUCAUCCUUUUACCUUGAAAUUGGUUUAUAUUUCAUUGUACUUAAACUGUUCACUGAUUUGAUCAUUAGUUCAUAUUUCUGGUACAAAUAUAACAUUAUACGUGUAUUAUUUAUUUCAUAUUAUUUAUGUUAAAUUAUAAAGUGAUACUGUUUGCUACUCCUGGUCAAAGGGAAUUUUAAUGUCAAAUUAUGUGCCCUGUAUACAGAUACAAGGGAUAUUAACAUUAGUUUUAUCAUUUCUGCUGGCACUUUUUAUAUUAAUACUUGUUCUUUAUAUCCACAAUUAUGAAACAUUUUAAACCUAACCUGCUGACAGUGAAUUAAUAAUUUCAGAAAUCAGUAAUCAAUUCUGCUUACUGCUACAUUUAUGAGACUUGUUCAAAUGAACCCAUUUAAGGUUUGUUCUAAGCAGAAAGUAUAUGCUGUUAAAAGUACUUACCAUGGGCACUCAGGCAGGAAUCCCAUUGAUGUAGCAACCAACAGACUUUCUCUGCA
Molecule: messenger RNA, 3593 nt
Organism: Zootermopsis nevadensis
Lineage: Eukaryota; Metazoa; Arthropoda; Insecta; Blattodea; Termopsidae
Source: RefSeq, a predicted model, not a curated record